Messenger RNA from Colletotrichum orchidophilum, 1920 nucleotides. RefSeq lists its product as uncharacterized. The coding region runs from base 1 to 1920 and encodes 639 amino acids. The transcript has a single exon. The record is from RefSeq and is a predicted model, not a curated record. Lineage: Eukaryota; Fungi; Ascomycota; Sordariomycetes; Glomerellales; Glomerellaceae.
AUGUCACCUGAAGACGUCCGAACCCUCUGCGAUCUCGCCGGCCGGUACGGCUCCGGAAGCUUGGAAACCACCCUCCGGAACAUCAGCGGCAGCAACUACACAUCCCUUCGACCUCCGCCCCCGCCUCAGCAACACCACCGAAAUCCUCAUCACAUGGACGCCCCGGCGAGGAACUCGGCCCUCUCCACGUCCACUUUUGGCAGCAAUAACAGCGCGCCCUCCCUCACAACCAGCGCCGGUCCCUGGAGCAGCUCCGACGCGUCCUUUUGCGGUUCCGACGCCGCCUCCCUGUCGGGAAGCUACUUCAACCAGCAGCCCGGCGCCGACGCCUCCUGGGCCGACGCCGUGGACGCUCCGUUCCUGAUGUCGCCCUCGGUGACACCGUCCCUCUCCGGCUCCGAGUGGCAGGAUCACCACAUUGGCGAACACCACCUCUCCUCGACCCCGUCACAUGAGAAAAAGGCCGCGGCGGCCAGCUUAAAGUCCCCGUCCUCCGGCGCCGUCGUAGGCCGCAAGCCCAUCGAGUGCCCCAUGUGCGCCGUCCACGACGUCUACGUCGGCUUCGGCAGGAAGAGCGACUUCAAGAAGCAUCUGCAAAACUUCCACAACACCGACUGCAUUUGGGUCUGCCCGCAAGAGAACUGCCGCAUGAUCUUUGACUUUGAAAAGGCCUACGUCGCCCACGUCAAGCUGGACCACAACCACGGCGAGGCGUGCCCCCCUGCAGCGGCGGCGGCAGCAGCAGAACAGGUGAGGGUGAGCCUCUGCGCCCAAGUCGUCUUCGCCUGCGGCUUCAUCGGCUGCAAGGAGGUCCUCGAGGCCUCGGACGACAGCGAGGCCCCCAAGACGGCAGACGCCUACUUUGAUCACCUCGCCAGCCACUUUGACAAGCGCAGCGGCAGCGGAAGCAACAGCAACAGCAACAGCAACAGCAACAAGAACAACAGCAGGGUCGCGUCCGAGUGGACCUACUACCACCAGAUGCAAAACCUCCUGCGCCAGCGCUCCCUCAAGGACGAGUGGAAGCACACCCUCUGGGACAAGGCCGCCCGCAACCAGCUCCGCUGGCAGCCCCGCUCCUCGGGCGACCUCAAGAAGCUCCUCGAGUGCCGCCACCUCGCCGACGUGCCCCGCAUCCUCCACGCCGCCUGGACGCUGGGACAGACCUGCUUCUCCUCCCCCGAGCACCCGGCCCCCGAGUUCCCAGGCGAAGCCACCCGGCCCGUCCGGGCCCGCUGCCCGCUCGCGGGCCAAGGGAGGAACCACGGUGAGCUCCGCGACGUCGUCUCGGGGCGCCACCAGCAGCAAAAUGACGGAUCCGCGUCGACGACGACGACGACAACGACGAGCAGCAUGACCAUGUUCGCCCUCCGCCGCGGCCUCUUCCCCGUCAACAAGCUCGCCACCGUCUCGCACCCGCCGCCGCGCUCGAUCCCCGAAGAGCCGGAUUCCCUCGCGUACCCGCACCCGGGCACCCCGCUCGUCAUCCCCGAGCGCGACGCCUGGUCAACGGAUGUCGUCCUGGGACCCCCCGAGGACGAGCAGCUCUAUGACCCCGUGUUCAUGCCGGGCGGUGGUGGUGGCGGCGGUGGCGGUGCCACGACGAACAUGAUGCAGAACCCAAUUUACCCCUGGAUCGACGCCACACAACAGCAUGAGCAGCAACAGCAGCAGCGACGCUCGUUUGGCGACUUUGCGCGUCAUCUCACGCCCUCGCCGCAACCUACCGAAGACCAGGAAAGCAGCCUUGGCCCGUUGCUCCGGGUACCCAGGCCCACCGCCGCCGCCGCCGCCGCCUCGAAACGUCCUCGCUCGUGGGGCAUGAGGAGCCUCGAGAACCUGCGCCUCAAGCGUCGCGGGCGCUCGUCGCCCGGCACGUCACCCGUCGAGGAGAAGGCGCCCUUGCCCGGUUGGAUCUGA